Ogataea parapolymorpha DL-1 is the source of this 1134-nucleotide messenger RNA. RefSeq lists its product as uncharacterized. NCBI's taxonomy places the organism in Eukaryota, Fungi, Ascomycota, Pichiomycetes, Pichiales, Pichiaceae. The coding region runs from base 1 to 1134 and encodes 377 amino acids. The transcript has a single exon. The record is from RefSeq and is a predicted model, not a curated record.
AUGGACCUAGCCCGAAUAUUCCAGGGGAAUUUCUCAGUGUUCCAACUGGAGCCGGGGAGUUUCAAUCUGAGCGAUGGCACUGUGGUUGAUAACGCGUAUCCAUCGAUUUUUUUCACCAACGCCUCCGACUGGAACGCUAUGAACAAGUAUUUGUCGUCGUACCAGGCGACCAUCAUGUCCACCGUUUUGCCGCUGACAAGAGACGACUUUCACGAUUCGGUGAUUGUCAUCAGUUUUGUGCUCUGCACACUGACCGUGGGGUUCUGGCUUUUAUUUCUGAUCCAGUCGAUAGCUACAGAAAAACGUCCUCUGCAUUUGCAACUGACAACUACGCUUCUUGCCGUCUUUUCAACGGUCAUUCUUGUGCGCUUUACAACUUUGAUGAGGGAGGAAUUUGAGGGCUGUUUCCAGGACCGAUUAUUGGUGAUCGACCGGCUAUUCAACAAGCUCUACUACACGGUACCGGUGUGCAUUUUGCGAGCGUUCACAUACGUCUCCUGGUACUGGCUGUGCGAUCGCCUGGUGUCUGAGUUCAGAACGAGAGCCGCCAGGAGCGGCAACAAAAUGUACAGGUGUCUGGUGGCCGCCAACGUUGUGAACGCGCUGUUCAUGGUGCUGGUGGUGGUUUUCACCUCGCUGCACUAUUUUCUAACGACGAAGAACAACUACUACAUCCGCUACUGGGUCAAUAUGACGAUUUUGGUGUUCACUUCGUUUGUGUGCGUAUACAUUUGGGUGUUGGUGAUGAUGUUUUGGCUGCUCCGCGUGGACAGAAGGUUUAAGUUUGAGAAUUUGGGGCUUUUGGUGAUCACCUUCGUCUGCUACUGGUUCAACACAGGGAUGCAGCUCAUGGGGUCGGCACUGGUAGCGCGCGAUCCAAAAUGGAUGGUCCAGGUGAACCUAUUUUUUGAGAUUUUGUCCAUCCAUCUGCUCGUGGAUUUCAUAAGCGGGCUGGAAAAGUACAACCACAAGACCGAGUCGCAUAAUAUUGUGGGGAGAGAGACGAUUGCUAUAGAGCGCAAAACUAGCGACAUGGAGAGGCGAAUGCACGGCUCUGGCAUCGCGCUGGAACUGGACGGCGAUAGCGAGACAAUUUCCAAUUCGAGCGAUAGUGGAGCCGAGCAAUCCAGAUAG